This is a messenger RNA of Actinia tenebrosa (Australian red waratah sea anemone), 3295 nucleotides long. Its product is annotated as chondroitin-polymerizing factor, non-catalytic subunit. The record is from RefSeq and is a predicted model, not a curated record. Lineage: Eukaryota; Metazoa; Cnidaria; Anthozoa; Actiniaria; Actiniidae. Gene Ontology annotation, cellular component: Golgi cisterna membrane. Gene Ontology annotation, molecular function: glucuronosyl-N-acetylgalactosaminyl-proteoglycan 4-beta-N-acetylgalactosaminyltransferase activity.
AUGUCUUAUUUGAUUUCUUGAUCAACUCUGAUCAACUCUACACAUUGUACAGACAGUCUUAAUCUCAAUACGACUCUCAAUACGKUAUUCGAAAGACCUGAUGUUGCUCAAGAUUCGAUAGAAGACAUAUUUCAUUCUAGUAAAUGGGUCACUGACCACCAGAGUUGACACCGGUGAUUUUCACACGACUUGCUAUCGAAGGCCUCGUAAAUUACAUGAAUCAUUCAUGGCCGCCACARCCAAUGACACGCUUGAAAAAAGCUAAUAGAUAUUUACUAGCUGCUGCCAACACAAAAGAAAUAAGUUCUGAGGAGUUUGAGUGGUCCAUUUAUGUUUACGCAAACUAUCUGUUCAAACAAUUGGUUUCAGUGAUGGAAAUGAAAGCACUCGGAAAGAAUUCUGGUCAUGGAAGCCGUUCACCGAAAGGCUUUYCACUCAGAGGACUUUAAUUCUCCUGAAACUCUAAUUCAUCACUAUCCAGACAGUCCAGUCCCUAAGGAAACAUCUGGUCAUAGAUAUCGAGGAAAAAUGAAAUCAGUUCGCUCUUGGGUCCGGUUUCGUCCUGUGGUUCCAGCGAUAAUUGGUCUUAGUCUUGGUUUUGCCUUGUCCAUGUUUUAUAUCCCAAUAGUUGAGCAACAGUGUCUCUACGAUCUUGAAGAAUCUCAAGUUUACCUCAUGAACAGCCGACAAAUAAAACUGCAGGAAUCAAAAAGGGAAACCCACGAUCCUAUUGUUUCAGAGAAGCCGGAGCGUGUCGUUCACGCCACAGUGGCUCCUAAAGCAAGCCAUUUUAAUGAUGGUCUUCGUCCAUUUUACAUAGCAAGUGAACUAGGAAAGCGAGAAAAACUUCUAGUUGGUGUCUUAACGUCAGAAGAUCAUCUCGAUUCACUUGUCCUAGCUAUCAACAACACAUGGGCACCAGAACUACCUCGUGUUAUAUUUUUUAUCCCUUAUUCAAGAGACGCCGAAUUUCAUGAAAAGUAUACUAAAGUUCUAGGUUUCCCUGUUGUACAGUUGGACGUGGAUUCUGAAGAAGACACAGCGCCCCUACUAAAGCUAUCAUUUAAAAUGUUGAAAUACAUGUAUGAACACCAUAUUAAUAACUACGAAUGGUUUCUAAGGGUCGAAGACAGUAUCUAUAUAAAACCUGAAAAAUUAAUGGAGUUUGUUAAUUCUGCCAAUAGCUCUAAGAGUUCAUAUAUUGGGAGACCGGCUGCUGCCUCCUUUAGUUCUGCAGCAGAGGGGCUAAAUGGUAACCAAGACACCAAUUUAUACACUCAUGAGAGAUACUGUUCAGGAAAGACAGGGGUGAUACUGUCUAGAAAUACWUUACAGAGACUUGCUCCUUUCUUGGACAGCUGUUUAGAAGAUGCUUUAUCAGACAGUGAUGAUAAAGAGCUUGGAAGAUGUCUGUAUAACAACUUGGGGGUACAAUGUACUUGGGGGUAUGAGGCCUCUGAAAUGUUUUUUGAGAUUCCUAAUGAAAAACAGAAAAAUGUCUUGGCUAUGAUCAAAGAAAGGCAURCUCCCCAUGCUAUUACCUUCUACCCCAUGAAGGACCCAAUCAUCAUGUACCAUGUUCAUCGUUACUUUACUGAAGUUGAACUGAAUAGGACGUUUGUAGAGACACGCAUGCUUCAGACUGCUAUCAAAGAUAUGCUUCCAUUCCUACCAGAAGGAGUCCCUGAGAAACAUCCAGCAUGGCCCAUUGGAUUCAGACAGCCAUUUAGACCUACGUCUCGUUUUGAAGUCAUUCAAUGGGAAUACUUCAAUGGGAAUGUUACAUAUGGUUCUACUGAAGUUAAACCACAAGUUGAACUWGAAGGACCAUUUAAACAAGAUGUCGCUGAAGUCAUACAUAGUGCAGUCAAAAUGUUAACCCAUGAGGAACCUCAAAAAUCUGCUCAUCUUAUUAAUGGGUACAGACGGAUAGAUCCUCACCGUGGGGCAGAGUAUAUCCUUGAUAUGAAGCUCAAGGCUUCUUCAGGAAAAAAUGAGAGACGUAGAGUGUACAUGUUAAGACCAUUCACCAAGGUGGAGAGUAUCCAGAUGACAGCAACGACAGAGCAAAGAGGGAUUCACUUGGUAGUGCCAGUCCUAAAGGGAGAAAUUGAGAAACUAGAACAGUUCCUYAAGAUGUACCAAAGGGUUUGCCUGCAGUCUGGAGAGAAUGUGGUUCUUCUUACUGUUUUUGUGAAUGUGAGAGAUGAUGUUGAUGGUGGGCAAGCACAGGAUAGGUUUGCUGAAGGGAAGGCACUCAUAACAAGAUACAAGCAGAAGUACACCUGGGCCCAAUUCCCAUGGAUCCAGAUCGGUGUCCAGUUUAACUCUCUAUCUUUGCUGAUGGAUAUUGUAACUAUGAAGCUACCAUCUAAUGCUCUUAUUUUCCUUACUUCACUUGGAGUUCAAUUUACGAUCAAUUUCCUAAACAGAUGUCGUGUGAAUGCUCUCAAUGGACAGCAGGUUUUCUUUCCGAUCCCGUUUUCAUAUUACGAUCCUGACAUCGUUUAUCRUCAUACCAAAGUGCCAGAUGAAAUACCACUUACUAGAGACACUGGUCACUGGGAUACCGACAUCUACAGCUUUGCAUGCUUCAAUAAUAAAGAUUACAAAGACAAUCGCAUUCAUUCCCAAGACUUCUUGAAGGAAACCGAGCUCCAUGCCCAAGACUUUGUAAACAUUUUCAUCAAAAGUAAGCUGCAGGUUUUUAGGGCCGUUGAUGUGGAUUUGAGAAAGAAAUACGAAAAGACAACAUGUUUCAAUAUUGAUCAGUCUAGCCGUGUUUGCCUAGAGAAAAAAGCAGAGGCCAUGGGUUCACGUUCACAGCUAGCCUUAUUGUUGUUUGAUAAGGAAAGAGAAGAAAAACAACAAAAGCRAGCUGAUAAUUAAAAUGCCAUACCAAACAUAUUAUAAUAAAUUCUGUUUAUUACUGGGAGUUGAGCGCAGUGCUUCAUAAUGUCUCUUGUAACACCAUUGAGCGUGACAGAUUGACUUCAGUGCUUAGUUUUUCUGCUCUUUUAAGAUUACUAGUACAUGGAGAGGCCUGGUUAUCCUUUAAUAGCUAUACGUACCAACCGACUGAGGUACACAGAGUUUACAGCUAUUUCAAAAGAGCUGUUCGUGAGAGCUUUGUUGCAUGAUUUGUAAGCAACCUGCAACAAACCACCAACCUUUUWAAAAAUAGCUGUAGAGACUGUACAUGAGUUCUGUCAUUGGGUAAAUCUUCUGACUCACAUGAUAUUAAAAGCAACAGAAUGGAAAGGAAAAUAAAAUAUAUGAUUUCUCAUCCUAGUCA